CAUUGAGGAGGAGGAGGAGGAGGAGAGAGGAGGAGGGGGAGGGCAAGCCAAGGGGAAGGAGGGGAAGCCAGUGCGCGCGGCCACGGAUUUUCGUUGCAGAGCGGAGAAAGAGGCAACACGGCUCACCCGCACAGAAUGGCAGAUACGCAGGCUUUGAUGGAGAGGUUGGAAAGUGCUGUAAUUAGACUGGAGUCAUUAUUAUCAGGUUCACACAGGAGUGCUGGAAUGGAAUGUGGAACUGUCAAUGGAAUCAACGGAGGUGUAGCACCAUACAUUGAAGCCUUUGACAGACUCAUAAAUGGGAGUGUAGCCGAGUUUCUACGGAAUAGUAAGGUCCUUGAUGGUGAUGUGAAGACACAUGCAGAAAUGGUCCGUGCAGCUUUCCAAGCACAAAGAGCAUUUCUCUUGUUAACCUCGCAAUAUCAAGAACCUCAGGAGAAUGAAGUGGCAAUUCUUCUAAAGCCAAUAUCAGAUAAAAUCCAUGAAAUCCAGACAUUCAGGGAGAGAAACCGAGGAAGUACAAUGUUUAAUCAUCUGUCGGCCGUUAGUGAAAGCAUUCCAGCUCUUGGAUGGAUAGCAGUGUCUCCUAAACCAGGACCCUAUGUCAAGGAGAUGAAUGAUGCUGCUACAUUUUAUACUAACCGGGUGUUAAAAGACUACAAACACAGUGAUUUGCGUCAUGUUGACUGGGUGAAGUCAUACUUGAAUAUCUGGAUAGAACUUCAAACAUACAUCAAAGAUUAUCAUACCACUGGACUCACUUGGAGUCAAACUGGUCCAAUUGCCUCAGCAGCAUCUGGACUAUCUACAUUAGCAAGCAAUCAGGGCCCUCCUCCACCACCACCACUUCCUCCAGCACCAGCACCACCUCCAGUUUUUGAUACAGAAAAUACAAAAGAUGAUACAACUGCUACUCGCUCAGCCUUAUUUGCCCAGCUGAACCAGGGAGAAGCAAUCACCAAAGGGCUUCGCCAUGUAUCUGAUGACCAGAAGACCUAUAAGAAUCCCAGUCUUCGUGCCCAAGGGACACCCGUCCGAUCUCCUAUAAAAAGCCAUACUCUAAAUCCAACUACUCCCAAGACACCUGCUCAACAGAGCCAUUGUCCUGUGUUAGAACUUGAAGGAAAGAAGUGGAGAGUGGAAUACCAGGAGGACAAGAAUGACCUUUUAAUCACAGACACUGAACUCAAGCAAGUUGCUUACAUUUUCAAGUGCAGCAAAUCUACAUUACAGAUUAAAGGAAAAAUCAACUCCGUUAUACUUGACAACUGCAGAAAGUUUGGCCUUGUAUUUGACAAUGUUGUGGGUAUAGUUGAAGUGAUAAAUUCCAAGGACAUUCAAAUACAGGUACUAGGGAAAGUGCCAACAAUUUCAGUUAACAAAACUGAAGGUUGCCAUAUAUACCUCAGUGAGGAAUCCUUAGAUUGUGAAAUUGUGAGUGCUAAGUCAUCCGAAAUGAACAUCCUUAUCCCACAGGAUGGUGAUUAUAAAGAAUUUCCUGUUCCUGAACAGUUCAAGACAUCAUGGGAUGGAUGCAAGUUGGUCACUGAUCCUACAGAGAUUGUGGGUUAACUUCCUACGGCCAUACAGAAACCACUGACCACAAUCUCCAAAGAAAUUCAGCCUAAAGAAAACAGCAGCAUGAAGAACUAGAAGUAGCACUAGUUUGUACUGCACUGAUAGGCCUUCAAGCAGCUACUGUGUGCCGUAGGAACCGUAGGCUGCAUUACAUGUGAUAUUUUUUUCCCCUCAGAGAAGUUUUUCUGUGUAGGAAAAACCAUGAAUAAUGAUGUAUGAUGUUAUGUUUGAAAAAGGCGCAAAUGCUUGUUUUGCCAUGGUUACAUGUGCUUAAGAGCCACUCUGCGCAUCCCCAGUACACUUUUGUAGGCAUCCUGAUGUUCUUAAAAUUUCCAGAGUUUGCCUUUGUUUGCAAAUAGAUGAUACAUAAUGUCAUGUGAAUGUAUAAAGGUUUUUAAUAUUACUCCAUUCAGGUUAUUGGCUAUUUCACAGCAUACUAAGCCAAAUGUCUGCAUGAUACACUUUGUCACGUUUUCAGUGCAUUCCUUUUUUAUGUUUUGGUGGAAGAAAGAAAUAAUCUUAAUAUGUCUUGAGACAUAUAAAUUUGAGAUCAUUCAUAUAUCAUAUAGUGAAGCUGGACCCUAGAAAGUCUGUAGUUCUUAUAGGUCUUUUGUGCUUUCAAAAAUUGAAAAAGCACAACUCUUUGCAAUAUAUUUUGCUAAUGGAAAAUAAAAGCUAGAUAUUUUGAUUACUUAUUUUUAUUAACCAUCAUCCAUUCCUAUUUUCAUCCAGGUGAGUUGACAGUAUCUUUGUUUUUGUUCGGUUCAGGUUUUCUCAAAACGAUAACUUGUACAAAAUGUUACUUUAACAUAAAUCUUUUUGUACUCUACUAGGUGUUUCACUUCUCCUCUAAACCAUAUAACAUUUCCUUUGGGGGCCAUGUCUCUUUUACUAAUAAUCCUUAACAACCUAAUCCGAAUUAUUGAGCAUUUAUUUGGUAAUUUAAGGCUGUUACUAAAUGCUAGACAUUGUUUCUCUUGGAUCUGUCAAAUUCUAAGUGUUCCCAUAACACAUUUGGUCUGGAAGGGACCAGGAGAUCAUCAAACAAAAUUAUUUCAGGGCGACCAACUCAUGGCCCAUAGGCCAAAUAUAGUCACUUGGAACCCUACCAAAUAUUAAUCAAGAUGUUUUAAGAAAUUAUAGUUUCCCAACCAAGGAACAGAUAAUUUACUUAACUGAGAAUUCUCCUUCUACUUGUUUGCCCAGCAUUAGUUCAGACCUGGGCUUCUCACUGCUUUGUCCACUAGGAAGCAGGUUCUUUUGAAGACUUGCAGGACAUGGGCUGGGAAACAUCUCCCAUUUCCCCUCCAAGCCUGUCACUGUUGACCUAGCAAUGGACAGGAUAGAGAGUCCCCAAUCUACAGUAACCCACCCCCACAAUGAAGCACCAGAGAAAGUUCAGUCAAAUAACAGACGGUGAGACAGUGGGUGUUGAACUAUUGUUGGGCGAAUAAGUAGAAGGAGAAUUCCUUCUCUCUUUCUACAGUGCCUCUCAAUACCAGUUGUAGGGGAGCAACAGCAGGAGAGAGGGCAUGCACAUAUCUCUUGCCUGUGGGCUCCCUAGAAGCAUCUGGUGGGCCACUGUAUGAAACAGGAUGGUGGACUAGAUGGGCCUUGUGCCUGAUCCAGCUGGGCUGUUCUUAUGUUCUUGGGUAAGUAAAUUCUCCAUUCUCCCUACUUGUGACCCUCCAGUGGUCCAGACUCUGGGGCAUCACAAAACAGUGCCCUCUUGCUCCCCAGGUGGAGAAGUUGCUUGCAUUCUAGGGCUGAAUUACUGCCUGAAGCACCCUUUAACCAAGGGCUGCUUCAGCAGAGGAAAAAAUAUCCACCUUGUAAUGCUGCAUGAAUGUAUGCAUGGAUGACCACACUGCAGCCCUGCACACCUCUCCUGGGGAGGCCUGGGAACAGAUUGGCCAAGGGAUGACAGCUCCCCUGAUGGAAUCAAGGGGACGGGUGGAUGCCUCCAGGUGGGGAUUUACUCUGUGCUCAAUAUGCUGAUGCAAUGCAUAUUUGAGAGAGAGGUUUUGGAAGCAGGUUGUCCCCUAUCCUUGACUCCAUAUGUGAUGGAGUGGACUAAUGACUGCUGGAAUGGAUGGGCUUUCUUAAGGUAGGUUUUAAGGACCCUCCUGACAGCUAAGCAGUGCCACAUACAUUCUCUGGGAUGAGGGAGGAUGAGGCAGAAAGAAGGAAGUACCAAUUCCAGUUCUCUCUGAAAGUGGGAGUCAACCUUGGGUAGAAAUGAGGGAUAAGGCCUCAGCACUAUUUUAUCCCUGUGAAAGACACAAUGUUCUGGGUUGGCUGAGAGGGCUGCCAAUUCAGACAAUAUACAGACAGAAAUGAUGGCCAUCAGGAAAAUGAUCUUAAUUGAGAGGAAGAAGAGGGAGACUUCCUUGAGAGGCUGAAAGGGGCGACCUGUGAAACUUUUGAGGUCCACAUUUAGCUGCCACAUGGGGAAGUAGUGAAUGAUAGAGAUGUGCACAAAUUGUGAAUCGUAGCAUGAUUUGAAACACAUCCACUGAAACACAGCACCUUUAAAGCAGAAGAGAUCAGUGGCACUCCUCCAAACUAUCUUUGCACGCUGGUGGCGCUCUCCCCCAGCUGCCCUUGUGCAACACCGGCACGCACAUAGCCUCCAUGCAAAGAUAGCUGGGAGGAGUGCCGCCAAUUCAGGAAGUGGCAGAGAGUAGUGGAGGAGCAGGUAUCCACCUGCUCUCUUUUAAAGGUGCCAGGGAUGUAUUUUGAAUCACGCUGUGAUUCAUGUUUCAUGCAUAUCUCUAGUGAAUGACCAGGGAGACAACUUGAAGGCUGCCUUGAGGAAGUGGUUUACAAGUGAGUGAGCUCACAGUGGGGUAUCCCCACUGACUGUCUGCAGAGAGUGUUUGGUUUAAGGCCCAAAUCCAGCCCAUCCUGGAAGAAUUCAAGAGGAUAGAGGCCUCUGUCAAGGGAAGGGCCUUGAUGGGGCACAAUCAUAUGGAUCUCACCCUAGUUCCUUCAUAAAACUGGUUCAUGGAUGCUCACCUGGCUGCUAGGAGAGUGCCUGCUACCCUACCUGAAACCCCUAGGGCCACUAGACCCACUCUUUCAGUAUUUUCAUGUGAAGCUGGUGGAGCUCCAGAUUUGGGUAUAAAACUGACCCCUGAGAGAACGAGUCAGAAUGAAGGAGCAGUGAAAUGAAGGGUGGGUGAGCAGCUGGAUGAAUUCUGGAAACCAGAGUUGGCUGGUGAGGUCACUUGGGGGUGAUGAGGACAGUCUCUGCAUGCUCCUUCUGGAGCUUUGUCAAGAUCCUAGUAAGAACAAGGAAGGGGGGAAGGUAAUGAUAUUCUGAAAGAAAGGGCAGGCCGGGUAGACUGCCCUUAAUUCAGAUAUAUUGAUGCUGAAAGUCACUUUUUGUGUGGUCUACAUAUCCUGAGUUAAAAGAGUCUCACCUCAGGGUCUCCCCAACCUGAAAGGCUGGCAUCAGUGGUGGUUAUUCUGGGUGGCUCACUGGCUCAGUAAAGGUGAUGCCUAAGAAACUGCUUGUGUCCAACCACCAGACCAGAGAUGCCCUAAGCAUCAUCUGGAUCUUAUCUUAGAAAGCACCUUCUUCUGCAUGAUCCCCACCUUAUGUGAAGGUCAUCUGAGGAGGUCCAUCUUCAGUUACCACCAGUAUGUCUGGUGGUGACUCAGAGGCGGGCCUCUAUAGCUGCUCCUGGGCUGUGGAAUGCACUCCCAGAAAAAAUCUGCAAUCUGAGUUCAUUAUUGGUUUUCAGGAGAGCCCUUAAGACCUAUCUGUUUGGCCUGGCCUUCCAGGGUUUUUAAACUUAUAAAUGUUUGGCUUGGUCCUCCAGGGUUUUUAAACUGUUUAAAUGCUUUAAUUGUUAAUUGUUUUUAUGUUGUUUUUAUAGUUUUUGUUUUUAACUGUUAAUUGAUUUUAAUUGUUUUUAUUUUAAUGUAAAUCACCCUGAGCCAUUUUUGGAAGGGUGAUAUAUAAAUCGAAUGAAUGAAUGAGUAAAGUAAGUAAGCAGGAAACCAAUAUCCCUAGGAGGCAGGCAAGUUGCAGGAGGCAUACUCUCUGCCUGCUGUGUGAAAUCAGUGCCUGAAAAGAGCUGAUCCUCUCAGGUGAGACUGCAACUGUCUCUUAGAUUUGGUUGAUUAUUAUGCUAAGGUGUUGCAUUCAGUGUAUGGAAAUCAGUUGGCUAUUGCUCCAUUUGAUUAUGAACCAGUGGUCCUGAGGGGAAGCAAUUGCCAACCCUCAGCCUCCCCUCUGGAGCACACUCUUAUGAAGAUGUCAUCUAAAAGUGGGUUGGCUUGGACCAACCCCUCAUCUACGACAAUGGCAAUCAAGACUUUUGUGAACACCCUGGGUGCCAUAGCCAGACGAAAUGGCAGCAGCCACUACAAGUAAUGUCGGCCCUUCCAAAGUGAAGGAAUCUCCUGAUCAAGAUAUUCAGGUACACAUCUUUGAGGCUGAUGAAAGUCAAUAAUAUCCCAGGGAAUCUCUGAGAUGGAAUGACUCCUUUACCCACAUAUCUGAUGUAGUGAGGUCCCAGACCAGGCAGAAUGCAGACAGGUGGCUCCCUAUCGACUGGAGGGUCUACCAGCAUGUGGGAAUCAGUUUGAUUUCUUGGAGGCGCCUUUCUUAGAAGAGAAGGUGGGAUACCUCUUUGCAGCCUUGUUCUUGGUUACUGUGUGACAAAAAGAACUUGGAGGGCCUAGGCAAUCUCUCUGAUGCUGCUGAUGGGCAUGCUUCCUGCUUGCAUGCUGGUUAAUCUGCCACUUCUGAAGGGUUUAGGAUUUGCCUUGCAAGUGAAGAACCUCUGCUGCUUUAUCUGUGCUUUCCCCCCAGAGUCUACUGCCCUCAAAUUUGGUCCCUGUAAGAAUUUGCUUCAUAGAGAUAGGUUCAUCCCAGGGAUGGAGCUAGAUAGCUCUUUUUGCAGUCACCAUGGCUGUAUUCCUGCUGGCAUAGCACAAGGCCUCCAAGAGACCAUCCGCUACUAAGGACAUUUAUUUAUUGAUUUAUUCAUUUAUUGUCUGUUUUUGCAAUAAAAUACAUUUCCAACCCCUUAGAGAGAUUAUCUGAAGAUCUGAGCAACCCUCAAUUAGACAGAAAUUGACCAUCCCAGUUGUAGAUUUUAUUUUGUGUCGGGGAUAAGCGAGUUGUAGUUCUGCUUUUAUUUCCAUUUGUAAGGUAUGCAUGCAAGUCUUCAAACAUUUACAUAAAGAAAAGCCAUAGGUUACUUCUGAACGAAUUAUGAACUCAGACUGAAGGGAUUGUGUUUUGGGAUGGGGUGGGGUGGGCUUUAUAGUUUAUUGUUCAUUUUUAACAGUAAUGUGAAGUGUAGUACACAUUGUAUGAUUUCAGCACAAAAUAAACUCUACUAUAUGAUUUUAAUUACUUGUAAUACUUUGUAGCAGUGAAAUAAUGGUAAUAUGCUUGCAAAGCUAGAUCAGGAUAUAAAUUGUGCCUACUGCACCUUAUACGGUAAGUAACUUUCAUUUUUUAAAUGAUAUUUGAUUGUAAUAUCUAUUACAACCAAUAGUGUUCAAAUACUAAAAUUUUGCUAUCUAAUGUUUGAUCUAUAUGUAUAAUGUGGCUUUAGUACAUGCCUUUUUUCAACUGUAAACUUCUGACAUGAAUAAAAAAUAAAAUUGUAACUUGUUUAAAUACA
Messenger RNA from Hemicordylus capensis (graceful crag lizard), 7226 nucleotides. It is a transcript of the gene CAP2, whose product is annotated as cyclase associated actin cytoskeleton regulatory protein 2. NCBI's taxonomy places the organism in Eukaryota, Metazoa, Chordata, Lepidosauria, Squamata, Cordylidae. Gene Ontology annotation, biological process: cell morphogenesis; cytoskeleton organization; regulation of adenylate cyclase activity. The record is from RefSeq and is a predicted model, not a curated record. The coding region runs from base 136 to 1572 and encodes 478 amino acids. Gene Ontology annotation, molecular function: actin binding; adenylate cyclase binding. The transcript has 13 exons. Gene Ontology annotation, cellular component: cytoplasm.